Messenger RNA from Papilio polytes (common Mormon), 1055 nucleotides. Its product is annotated as serotriflin-like. Gene Ontology annotation, cellular component: extracellular region. The transcript has 6 exons. Bases 213 to 1007 code for a protein of 264 amino acids. Lineage: Eukaryota; Metazoa; Arthropoda; Insecta; Lepidoptera; Papilionidae. The record is from RefSeq and is a predicted model, not a curated record.
GGUUAUAGUGUCCGCUACUCAUUUAAUAUAAUUCUUGCACUUGCCCGAUUCGGUAGUGAGCGAGAAAUAAUCUAGACAGAAAUAAAUCUAGAUAUUUCAUGUUAAGAAUUAUUAACAGAUAGUUAUGUUAUUUGUAUUCAAGUACAGAUGCGAAUCUUGUGAUUAGUAUUUAAUACAAACGUUUUUAUCGAGUUUUUUUUUUAUUUAAGAGAAUGAUGGUGCGGAAUAUAGUUUGGCUUGGUAUAGGAAUAUUUUUAAAUAGUGCUGUUUUAUUAGAAAGCGUAAGACAAUGGAGCAACAGACAACUAAUACCACCGAAUAAGAUCCCAGAUGAAGCCUUAAAUCCUCGAAGAGCUGUUGUUAGACGAAAAAUAGUGCUUUACCAUAAUUUCUUUAGAAGUAAAGUACAACCCACUGCUUCAAAUAUGCUACUAAUGUCAUGGAACCCAAUCGCUGCAAAACAAGCUCAAAGUUACGCGGACAAAUGCAUAUUUUUGCAGCACAACGACCCACUCGAAAACACAAUACCUUAUUUGGGAUUUUGUGGACAGAAUCUGUUUGUCGCAGCUCAGAAAACUCCAUGGUUCUUUGCACUUAAAACAUGGUUUUUGGAAUACAAGAACUUCACGUACGGAGAACCAGUUAAGAAUUUGAAAGCUGUGGGCCAUUAUACGCAAAUGGUUUGGGCAACAAGUCACAAGAUUGGUUGUGGACUAGCGCACUGCACGGGUGGACCUUGGGGAAAAUUCUACAACUACGUGUGUCAUUACUGUCCCGGUGGUAAUUAUGACACGAUAACACAUUUCCCCUACAAAUCGGGUCCGACGUGUGGUGAUUGUCCUAAAAAUUGUCUACAAGAUUCACUUUGCACAAAUUACUGUCCAAGAAGGGAUUAUUAUUCGAAUUGCAAUUCCCUGGUCCAUAUAUCGGACGUAUGUCAACAUGGGACGUGCAAUGCUACGUGUAUUUGCGGUAAUAAACGUAUACAUAAAAAUUAUCCUUGGUAAUAUAAUUUUAGUUACGACAUUAAUGUAUAAUUAGUUAUAUUGUUAUAA